AUGACGCUGCUGUCGCUGAGAUUCACCUUUCAGUUCGGCCUGGCAGCUGUCGUCUGCGGGGCUGUCGUCAAGAACGGAUCAACAUGCACCGUCACGCCGCUCAACACAGGAAACACCAGCGAUGACACGCCCCAGAUCUUGCAGGCCUUCCAGCAGUGCGGCAAGGACGCUUUCAUCAACUUUCUCGAAGGAACGUAUAAUAUCCGCCAGGUCAUGGACACGACCACCCUCGAGAACUGUGACAUCUCCAUCUACGGCACGUUCUUGUGGAGUGCCGACAACCUGCAGUACUGGAUCGCAAACUCCCUGCCUGUCGUCUACGAUGGGGUCACCACGGCCUGGAGGCUCGGCGGUACCAACGUCACUAUGAGAGGCUUCGGGAAGGCGCUCUUUAACGGCAACGGCCAGGCCUGGAUCGACGCCAACCGCGACGGGAGCAACAUGAAGGGCAGGCCCAUCUCUUUGACCAUCUGGGAGGGUACGAAUAUCCUUGUGGAUGGCAUCACCUGGCGCCAGGCACAAUUCUGGCACACCUUUGUCGCGCACAGCCAGAACGUGACUAUGACGAAUCUCGAUAUGUCCACGACAUCGGAUUCUCAGUGGUCGGCGGUCAAUACGGAUGGUUUUGAUAGCUGGAACUCUGCAGAUGUGACGCUUGCGAAUUGGACAGUGACAUCUGGUGAUGUAAAGAAACAAAUCAUUAUAAUGCAUAGGGCAAAAUCAAGCAAGGAAAAGAAGACAGAUUGCAUCGCCGUCAAGGGAAACAGCACCAACAUCUCUGUAAAAAACGUCACCUGCUAUGAGAGCGGCUGCACGACCAUCGGCUCUGUGGGGAACAACGCCGUCGACUUCGUAGACAACGUUCUCUUCGAGGACAUCCGCUGCAUCCACAGCUCCAACGCCGCCUGGAUCAAGACGUACCCGGCCCAGAGCGGCCACGUCAACAACGUCACCUUCCGCAACUAUGAGAUUCAGGACGUCAACCAGCCCAUCUACGUCACCAGCUGCAUCUACAGCUACACAAACUGCGACAGCUCGCGGCUACCCAUCACCGACAUCACUUGGGAGAACAUCACGGGCACGAGCCAGUACGAUGUCGCUGCCGCUCUGCACUGCAGCUCUGCCGCGCCGUGUCAGGAUCUUAGUUUCAGUGGAAUCAAUAUCACGGCACCAGGAGGGGGCCAAGAAAAAGUGUUGUGCUCCAAUAUUGCCAACCAAGCGACUUCGGGUCUGGAUUGCACGGGGACUUGUCCAGGGAGCUGGCCGCAGCAGUUGUCUGGAAACCAGUGA
Molecule: messenger RNA, 1290 nt
Organism: Cryphonectria parasitica EP155
Lineage: Eukaryota; Fungi; Ascomycota; Sordariomycetes; Diaporthales; Cryphonectriaceae
Product: family 28 glycoside hydrolase
Exons: 3
Coding region: 1-1290 (429 amino acids)
Biological process (GO): carbohydrate metabolic process
Molecular function (GO): polygalacturonase activity
Source: RefSeq, a predicted model, not a curated record